UUCAAAGUGCUCGAUAGAGGGAUAGGCAAUACAUGCUCUCUACGGAGCCAGCGCGGUGUAUUGGCUUUCGAGACUCCUAUCUCUUCUUCCAGAAGCACAGGCUGCUCUACAAGAUCAUUAUCGACGACGAAGCCAAGCGCGACCUUAUCGAACGAGACAUCAUCCCUCACUCGUACAAGGGCCGAGCAAUCGGCAUCGUGACUGCGCGGUCUGUCUUUCGCGAAUUCGGCGCGCGCAUCAUCAUUGGUGGUCGGAAGGUCGUGGAUGACUACCAUGCUCAGGAAGCGAGAGACAGAGGAGAUGUAGAGGGCGAAUUAGCCGUGCCUGAGGACAGAUUGCCCGCUCCCGGGGAGAAGUAUAACAAGAACCAGUAUGUUGCGUGGCAUGGGGCGAGCAGUGUGUAUCACUCGGGAGUGCCAUCGGUGCCCAUGCCCGUUAGCAAGGCAGUGGAGAGCAAGAAGAGGAAGAUUGUGGUUACGGGGGACAAUUGGAUGGUCCAGCAUGCUCGUGAAGCUAGUCGCUUCAACUCUGAACUGGCGAGUCUACGGCGAGAAAACAUCAACGGCGUGUAUGACAUACACACCAACUUGAUGAUGUAUCCCAAGACGAUGCAGCCAACCCACGCUCGCUGGGAGCAGAUCGAGCCAUCUGAAGACGCCUCCUCAUCCUCGACCUCAUCCUCUACAUCUACCACUAUCUUUCCAUCAGUCCGAGGCAUCUUCAGCCGCAACUUCCGCAUCCAUGACAUCGCCUACGAGUCCGCGCCCAACACGUCUCUCAACCUCGUCCCCGGGCCAGACGGGGACUACCACGACCUCGGCUCCAACGGACUGAUCUCACUAGACAAAGAAGCCAGCAGCAGCGGCGGCGGCGACAACGACCGCGACGCUGGCUCUGAAGGAAUCAACUUCAAAAUGACGCCGGAGGUGCUGGCCGAGCUACCUGAGGACUGUCGACAAGCCUACCUCGACGCCGCAGCCCGGGAGUGGCAGUGGAAGAACAAGUGGAAAGGCGAGAGAGUCGACGGCGCCAGAGCCAACCUUGCCAUGAACUUCUCCUGGACUCCCUAA
Messenger RNA from Trichophyton rubrum CBS 118892, 1070 nucleotides. RefSeq lists its product as uncharacterized. Gene Ontology annotation, molecular function: chromatin DNA binding. The transcript has 2 exons. The record is from RefSeq and is a predicted model, not a curated record. Gene Ontology annotation, cellular component: nucleus. NCBI's taxonomy places the organism in Eukaryota, Fungi, Ascomycota, Eurotiomycetes, Onygenales, Arthrodermataceae. The coding region runs from base 33 to 1070 and encodes 345 amino acids.